This is a messenger RNA of Manduca sexta (tobacco hornworm), 2353 nucleotides long. Its product is annotated as golgin subfamily A member 2. NCBI's taxonomy places the organism in Eukaryota, Metazoa, Arthropoda, Insecta, Lepidoptera, Sphingidae. The record is from RefSeq and is a predicted model, not a curated record. Gene Ontology annotation, biological process: Golgi organization. Gene Ontology annotation, cellular component: Golgi cisterna membrane; Golgi apparatus; cis-Golgi network. The transcript is spliced from 4 exons. Bases 148 to 2274 code for a protein of 708 amino acids.
CAUUUGGCAACAUUGCCUAUACGUCUGUUGUUGUCAAAAUUGAAAUGUCAUAUCAUGAUGGAUUUGCUUACGUUUUACUGAAUUUUGCAAGUUCUGUAUUGUCUAAACAUAUAGUGAAUUUUCUCGGCAAACAAUAUUAUUUUUAUAAUGGAUGACAGAGCUGCUAAAUUGGCUUUAGCUAGAAAAAAGUUAAAAGAUCACCAAGUGAAAAAAUCAUACACCCAACAAAGAGAUGUAAAUUGUCAUAAUAUACCAGGGUUAAAAACUAAUCCAGACAAUGUUAUGCCACAUAUAAUAAACGAGGAACAAGUUCAACCUAUGUUUUCAACUGAAAGUCGUAAUGAUAAUACUAUACAAAAUAUCAAUUCAGAAGUUGCUGACACAAAACAGACAAUAGUAAAUUCACCAACUUUAACAGAUAGCUUAAAUGCUACAGAAUUCCUAAUAUCAAGCAAGAGAAAUCUUGAAAUACAAGUUGAUAAUUUACAGUCAAAAUUAGCAGAUUUGCAAGAUAAAUACACAUUAGCACUAACAAACGAUAAUGCAUCUAAACAAAUUAUUCAAAAUUUAGAAAGAGACCUCAGAAAUAUUGAAGAUAAAUAUAACCAGAUUGGUAAAGAAAUUUUAGAGAAAAAUGACACUAUAAAGGAACUUCACACAAUGAAAACAUUGUUGUCAGAUGAAAAUAGCAACUACCAAGAACAGUUGGAAUUCACAAAGAGCAUUUUGACCGCCAAAGAAGCAGAGAAUAACUCUCUCCAUAGCCAAUUAUUCAAUCUUCAAAAUCAAUUAGAGGCAACACAGCUUCAACUGCAGCAAUUGACGAAUGGAACAGUCUUUAAUUUAUGCAAAAAUAAAACUGAUGAGACUCAACAAAACGAAGUUUUAAUGCAAAAAAUAUUAAUAUUAGAACAACAACUUAAAGACUCUCAAAAGGAGAGGAAUCAAAUCAGUGUACAUUAUGAACAUUAUGUCAGUGAAUUGAAUGAGCAACUUAAGUCAGUUUUGGAGAAAAAUGAAAAUCUCAGUGCUGAACUUCAAUACCUAGCAAACAGAGAAAAUAGUUUGAUUGAACAGAUAAGUGAAAUGGAAAUUAGGUAUCAAAAUUAUCAUAUCCAACCAAAAGCCACUGCUGACGUCACACCUGGCAGCAAUGAUGAAUUACAAGAGUUACAAACUAAAUAUGAAGAAAUCCAAAACCAUUUUCAAGCAUUGAAUAUUAAAUAUAAAGAGCUUGAAAAGCAGUGUAUAGAGAGUAAUGAGAAAAUCAAAGAAUUAAGUCAACACAAGGAUACCAGUAGUGUGCAAGACACCAUCAGCAUUUCAAAAUUAAAUGCAGAUAUAGCAAGUGACAAAAUUGCAGCCCAAAGAGCAACCGAACAGAAUAAAAAACUCAAGCAAGAUAUGCAAGGAUUGGAAGAUGCAUAUGUUAAAAUGAGUAAAGAUAAAUUAGAUUUAACGGAAAAGUUGACAGCCGAAAAAUAUUUAAACAGGCAACUCACUAUAAAAUUAGCUGAAAUAGAAGAAAAAACUAAAGAUAUGCAAGUCAAAUUAAAAGCUAAAGACGAAGAAAUGAUCAGAUUACAAGCUAGUUACAGAAAAUUAGAAAAGUAUGAAAGUUCUCAGACGGAUAAACUCGUAGACAACUAUACUGAUAAUGUUAUCGAAUAUGAAGAACUGAAAGAGACACACUCUCACAACGAGGAAUGUGUAGGUCAUCAGUCAGAUGGCAGCGAGGAGAAAAUGCAACGCUCUGACGUUAUGACGCCAGAAAUCUUGUGUAACUCCGGUUCAAGACAAAGUCCAAAUAUUGCAAGAGAAGACGCAAUGCAGAAACUUCAACAGCGCUUUUUAAAAAUUAUGGAGGAAGUAGCAGAUUUAUCGGAUGAGAAACACAGACUAGAGCAUAUAAUACUCCAGUUACAGAAUGAAACUGAAACAAUUUGUGAAUAUGUAGCUUUGUACCAACAACAGCGCAGUUUAUUAAAGAGGAGAGAUGAAGAAAGAAGUGCUCAAAUAAAAAUAUUUGAAGCUGAAUGUGAUAAACUAAAAAAAGAAAUAGAUGAGUUGACUUCUAUACUCGUAAAGUUAUCGCAAGAUAAGGAUUUAUCGCACUUCUUAAAAACAGAUUCCAAAAAUAUUGAUAUACAAAGAGUAAUGAAUUUGCUUUCAAAUUUACAAAGCAAUUCCUUAAUUGACCCCCAUAAGAAAAAUGUAGACUUUAAAAAUUUUUACCCAUGUAAUUGUUGCUCUGGAAAACUUAUCGAGGUAUAAGAAAUGUAAAUGUAGGGCAGGAAUUCAAGAUACUAAUAUGUAGCAUUAGUUUUAUGGUUCUAAUAAAUGUUUGUUACAA